CAUUAUGUUUGACAACUUUAUUAGGUUACAUUAACACUAUAAAGACUAGAUAUGGAAUUUUAAGACAAAAUGCAGAAUUUGAUUAGUUCCUACUAAAAAUAAAUACAGAGAGAUGGAGGGAGAGGGAGAGAGAAAGUCAUAAUCAUGGGGGAGCCUUAAAGAACGGAGAGGAAUCCUGAAUCCUUAGUUCAUAUUCUAUAUAUAUAAGGUCAUUGCAAGCCUACCUUCCAUUACUGACACAAUUCCACAUUCCAUUUUUCUUUCCUCCCAUUUCAAAAUUCAAUUUUGUCAGCCCCACUUUUAUCUUUCCGUCUAUAAUUACAGCCAGACUUCAACAAAAAUCCUCCUAUUUGGUGGCAUGCACAAGAUCUUCAAGCCACAAAGGGCCCAUAAAACUAGCAGCAGCAGGAGAAGAUUUCAUGGGGAUGGGUGUAGGUGCGUGGUCUCUUGAAGACGCCGUGAACUCUGGCUUCACUCCUGUUUGGGGUUUACAUGAGAGCGUAGAGGAAUUAAAGCACAAGCUUCUGUGUGCAACCUUGGAACUGGAAUCACUGCGUGCUAAUGCCAAGGAAGAGAUGAGAAAGAACGAGGAGAACAUUAGCCAGUUGUUGCAGCUUCUUCAAGUGAUCACUCAGCAGAGAGACCAGGCCAGAGAACAGCUGCAGCUUUUGCUCACAAAUAUGACACAGCCAGAGAGCCCACAGGUGAGGCAGAGAAGAGGCAGUUCAAAUAUCACUGAAUCGGAUAGUCUCUCUGGCACCCCCAAGAAUCAUUCUUACGGUGGAUCUCCUGCACAUUCUUUGUUCAAUGUUGCUGCUUCUCCAGAACUUUUGAGUAUGAAGACACAGGGUCAAGAUCGUGACCAAGAUAUGGCUUCGGUGGUCAUGGAUGAACUUGCAAUGAGGCCACUGCCUCAGAAGGGUAAGUUGCUGCAAGCUGUGUUGGAAGCUGGUCCUCUGCUGCAGACUCUUCUCUUGGCAGGGCCACUCCCUCAGUGGCGCAAUCCUCCACCUCUGCAGCAGUUUCAAGUCCCUCCUGUCUCUAUCAAUGCUCACAAAGCUUCAUCUCUCAGCCAAAAAGUUGCAACGAGUUCAAAUGAUUUGGCUCACUGCUCUACAAAUCUACUUGAUAGUGAGAAAUCUAAGAGAGAAUUACAUAUACACUCCCCUGAUUUGCCGAAGAGAUCAGUGAAUUUGACCUGCAUGAGAAGUUAUGACAACAUGAGCUUGAAAAGGCAGAAGACUCAAUGCACAGGGGGUGCAUGAUGAGAAAGAUACCUUCUUUGCUAAUUACCGAUGAACCCUUUGGCAGGACCAAUCAGAUUUAGUUAUAUUUUACAUGUCUAUAUCUAAGUUGCAGGAGUUUGUUUCUCAUUGCUUAGAAAUAUUUUUUUGCGAAGAAUGCUUAGUUUAACUUACUCAAAAUAAACCUAGUUAAGCAUUAUAUAUUUUUAGAAGGUUGUGUAAUAUUUCAUUGUACUACCAGCAGAAAAAUCUAAAAGCAAAAUCCUUAUUGGGACAUCAUACAGUCUAAGAGC
Molecule: messenger RNA, 1537 nt
Organism: Zingiber officinale
Lineage: Eukaryota; Viridiplantae; Streptophyta; Magnoliopsida; Zingiberales; Zingiberaceae
Exons: 2
Coding region: 420-1265 (281 amino acids)
Source: RefSeq, a predicted model, not a curated record